Molecule: messenger RNA, 694 nt
Organism: Cuscuta epithymum
Lineage: Eukaryota; Viridiplantae; Streptophyta; Magnoliopsida; Solanales; Convolvulaceae
Source: the annotation of a GenBank genome assembly
UUCAAUAUUUCCAUUCUCACUUUAACUUUUUCACUACAUUUUUGCCGGUCAAAUGUUGUUUUCUCCUGCCAAUUAAGACAAAGUUAUUGAUAAGUAAAACAAUUACUAUACAUUAUUGUUAUUAAUAAGGUGACGGUGUGAAAUAUUCACUAAACACCAUAUCUGUGCAAACACAUAUAUAUCUCCUUCACGAGUCACAAACCUAGCUAGCUAAUUAAGCUAAAGGGGCAACAUAUAAAAACUAUGGGUGAAGAAAAACACUAUUGUGAUUAUUGUUAUUUUUAUUUCUCAAGGAAUUUUGUUUUCCUUGUCUCUGCUUUAAUGUUGCUAUUUCCCUGUGAUGCUUUGGAAUUUGAUGUUGGUGGCUCCGACGGGUGGGUUUUAAACCCAUCUGAAAGUUAUGACCAUUGGGCUAAUCGUAUGAGAUUUCAAGUUAAUGACUCUCUAGUAUUCAGGUAUGAUGAAGGACAGGAUACUGUAUUGGAGGUGAAGGGGCAGGAUGAUUAUGAAAAAUGUAAUACCCAAAACCCCAUCAAAAAAAUGGACGAUGGAAAUUCAGUUUUCAAGUUGGACAGAUCAGGUCCUUUUUACUUCAUUUCUGGGAAUCAAGAAUGUUGCCUCAAAGGACAAAAAGUUACUGUUGUUGUUCUCACCACGAGAAACGAAAACAGUACCCUGCCACCCAAGGGCUGUC